Messenger RNA from Pleurotus ostreatus (oyster mushroom), 345 nucleotides. RefSeq lists its product as uncharacterized. The coding region runs from base 1 to 345 and encodes 114 amino acids. The transcript has 3 exons. The record is from RefSeq and is a predicted model, not a curated record. Lineage: Eukaryota; Fungi; Basidiomycota; Agaricomycetes; Agaricales; Pleurotaceae.
AUGUCACUAUUAUCAUCACUGCGCACGCCCUGCCGACGGGCGUUCGCCCAACAGACACUCGGCCUGCGCACAGCGGGCAGGCGCAACGCCUCCCACGGAGCCCCCCAAUACAACGAACCCUCAGGCUGGCUCUUCGGCGAAAAGCCUCCCCCACCCGGUCAGAAACGUGUCAAGGAAGACUGGGAAAACAUUUGGGUUAUUGGGAUGUUCGGCUCGAUGGCGUUCGCAACGGUGAUGCUCUACUAUAAACCCGACACCAGUAUACAGACGUGGGCUCUUAAGGAAGCAAAAGCUAGGAUGGAAGCUCGGGGAGAGAAAUACCAAUACGAGCCCUCUACGCCCUAA